UUCCAAUGUCCAUGUGUAUUUUCAGGUCCAAUCCAACCCAACCCGGUUGAAUUGCCGGGGACUGCGAUAAUUCUUUUAUCUGAUAGCUUUCAGUUUUCACAAUCUCCGCUAGAGAGCUAACAAAAUCGAACAUGGAAAGGGUCAAAAAUUUCCUGGAACUAAACAAAGAGGAAGCAGCGAGUGUGUCCCAACUCACCAUUCACCCUCACCGAGUCGGCUCCCAGUGCAGCUUCUACGAAGAUUUCGCCUUACGUGGCAUCCGUGUCGAUCGAGUCGAGUCUGGCUUCGUUUCCUGCAGUUUCAAAGUCCCUCCUCGCCUCACCGAUAAAAAUGGAAAUUUAGCAACAGGUGCUGUUGCGAAUCUUGUUGAUGAAGUUGGUGGGGCUGUUGUCCAUGUCGAAGGUCUUCCUAUGAAUGUUUCAGUCGACAUGACCAUCUCGUUUCUCGGAACAGCUAAGCUCAAUGAUGAGUUAGAGAUUACCUCAAAGGUUUUAGGACAAAGAGGAAGUUAUUCGGGAACAAGUGUUCUUGUGAGAAACAAGGUAACAGGGGAGUUAAUAGCUGAAGGUCGGCAUUCAUUGUUUGGUAAACAAGCUAGCAAACUCUAGUUCCAUUCCAAGUUUCUGUAAGAAAAUCCUUCUAGGGCACUGGUGAAUGUUGUAGUACUACUUUGUACUGAACUGCUUUCUUGCAAGUAUGUUAUGUGCUUUUUAACUUCAUAAAGAUUCUGUAUUGUGGCAAAUGUGUAAGUUCUUAUAACUUCUGUCACAAUUUUUCUUUCAUUAUUGGUUGUUUGUGAUAAUUCAGAUUAUUGAGGGGAUUCAAAUUGGCACAUGAAAUGGAGGGGGAAACUAAAAUUGUGUGGCCAUUAGGGUCUUAAAGAACAAUAGUUGCUUUAAAUAACUUAAUACCAUUGCAAAAGCCAAAGGGUCAAUGGUAAGCCCCAUACACUCCAGUUGCAUUUGUAUUUCACUUUGUCACAGGAGACAUGAGCUGACAUUCUGUCA
Molecule: messenger RNA, 1007 nt
Organism: Durio zibethinus
Lineage: Eukaryota; Viridiplantae; Streptophyta; Magnoliopsida; Malvales; Malvaceae
Product: Thioesterase superfamily protein
Molecular function (GO): fatty acyl-CoA hydrolase activity
Source: RefSeq, a predicted model, not a curated record